UCAAAUUAUUUAGUAUUCUCUUCGCAGUCGAACUUGGAUUCUUGGCAAAGUCAGAUAUCUACUCAUCCAGUAGAGUGUUAAAAUAAAAAUAUUUGUUUGUGUUUGAAUUGAAAUUUAAAAAAAAAAAAAACAAAAAAUGGCAAAACAAAAUACAGCCAUUAUUUUCUCCACUUUGCUCGUAGCCUUUAUUCAGAUGGCGUCAUCAGCCAGUAUCGACCAGGCCUCUGCCACACCUUCUCCAAAUAGUGGACUUUUUGCUGCCGAUUUUAUCGGACAAAUCACAAAAAACAAAGCUAACGAAAAUGUCAUAGUGUCACCAAUAUCCAUUCAAACAGCUUUGGCUAUGACAUACCUUGGAGCUGCUGGAAAAACAGCUGAAGAACUACAAACUGCACUCCGUUUGCCAUCAACUGACAAAGACCAAGUUGGUGAAUAUUUUUCACAGGUUUUAAACAAAAAAUCUGGUGAAGCUAGUUUAAAUAUUGCCAACAAAAUUUUCAUCAAUUCCGAAUUCUCACUCAAUCCUGAAUUCAAUGGUCGUUCGGAAAAAUAUUUCAAAACAGGUGUAGAAUCACUAGAUUUUAAGAAAUCACCUUCGGAAUCCGUUGAGACCAUUAACACUUGGGUUGAAAAUGAAACAAAUAAGAAAAUUACCAAUCUUAUGAAACCAGGAUCUAUAGAUCAGGAUACUAUUUCAGUAAUUGUCAAUGCGAUCUAUUUCAAUGGAAAAUGGAAAGAACCUUUCAGUCAGGAUCUUACACACAAAAGUCCAUUCUGGAUUAGUAAAGAUCGAUCAAUUCAAGUUGAUAUGAUGAGUGGCAGCGAUAGACGUAUAAAGUAUGGUGAAUUUACGGAAUUGAAUGCAACUGCCGUCGAAAUGCCAUACAAAGAUUCAGAUUUAUCCAUGAUGUUGAUACUGCCAUCACAGAAGGAUGGUUUGGCCAAUUUAGAGGCCAAGUUGAGCUCGAUACCCAUCAAUGAUUUAUCAUCAAAAAUGACAGUUAAAAAAGUCGACUUGAUGGUACCAAAGUUCAAAAUUGACUUUUCGAUUGCAUUAGUUCCUAUUUUAAAAGAGAUGGGAAUCAAUUCAAUGUUUGAGAAAGCUGAUUUGCCUGGAAUCUUUGGGGAGUCGGUUCCAAAUGUAAAAAUAUCUGAUGUUCAACAAAAGGCUUAUAUUGACGUCAAUGAAGCUGGAUCUGAAGCUGCUGCCGCUACAUUUUUGCAAAUAUCACUUAUGUCACUUGAUUAUAAUUUGAAGUUCUUUAAAGUCGACCGACCAUUUUUCUUUGCUAUAAAAGACGAUAAUACUGUUUAUUUUGCUGGCCAUAUUAUAAAUGAACUAAUUAGCAAAAUAAGUGGGGAAACCCACAUGAUAACGGGAACAAAUUAUCUUUUUGUGCUGCCAUCUACCACUCAUUUAUAUCCUUCCAACAAUUUUUGGCCAAGAAGCACAACCUUGGAUUCAAGAAAAAAUGAUACCUUUCCAUCGAUUCUCUUUAAUUCGGUUUCAAACCAAGAUGAAAACAAAAAUAUAAUCAUGUCCCCGUUUUCCAUUCAAUCGGCUUUGACACUACUCUAUAUGGGUGCUGAAGGCGAUACCGCCAAGGAGUUCGAAAAUGUCCUCCAUUAUAAUUCAUCGAAUAAAAUAGAAACUGCAGCUAGAUAUUCAAAAAUUCUCAAAUCAAUUUCAUCAGCAAAUAAUGGAACAAUGCAAAUCCAAAGUGCCAACAGAAUUUACACUAGAUUUGAGCUUGUUCCGAAAUUCAAUGAAAUUGCCGAGGCAUAUUUCCAAGCGGAGGCGGAAAUGGUGGAUUUUAAGUUGAGAGAAGAAACUGCAAAGAAAAUAAAUACUUUUGUUGAGGAAAAUACAAAUAAUAAGAUCAAGAACUUAAUUAGUCCCAAUUCAAUCGAUGACACCACAACUGCUAUGCUUGUGAAUGCUAUUUACUUUAAGGCACAAUGGGCAAAUCAAUUCAGCAUGCGUGCCACCAAAAAACGACCAUUUUACAUGAGCGACAAUAAAACCGUUGAUGUGGAUACAAUGUUUGGUGAGAUUAGUUGUAAAUAUGUUCCGUUACCUGACCUCGACGCUACAGCUAUUCAGUUGAGAUAUGAAAAAACUAAUAUUGUUAUGGAUGUGAUCCUUCCUAACAAGCACGAUGGUUUGAGAGAUCUGGAGCACAGACUUUCUGUGAUGGAUUUAGGCAAAAUGUUUGAAAAUAUUAUUGAGCAAGACGUCAACGUUAGGCUGCCCAAGUUUAGAAUUGAGUUCGAAACUAAUCUUAUUCCUGUUCUCAAAGAGAUGGGAAUGAACAAAACUUUCGAAUAUGGUGCCAAUUUCAAGGGAAUAUUUGAUACAGUUCGACCUGCCAAGAUUUCUGAGGUUAUUCAUAAAGCUUUUAUAGAUGUGAAUGAGAAUGGAUCUGAGGCUGCAGCCUCAACAUAUACUAAACUCGUGUACCUAUCUGCUGGUUCUGUACCUGAAGACACAUUCACUGCUGAUCACCCAUUUAUGUUUGUCAUUAGGAAUCCAGAAACAAUAUUUUUUAUUGGUCAUGUUAAAGCGUUUUGAAAUCAAAUGUAAUACUCGUAGAUUAAUCAAUUAAAUUCGUUUACAUGUUAUAAUACUUAUUUUAAAGUACUUGUAUGGUGUUUAUUCCAAAGAAUAUUGUUACAGUUCAAAUUUUGUUGAAAUACAAUGAUAUUUAUAGAAAGUUGAAA
This is a messenger RNA of Eupeodes corollae, 2721 nucleotides long. RefSeq lists its product as uncharacterized. Gene Ontology annotation, molecular function: serine-type endopeptidase inhibitor activity. The transcript has 8 exons. The record is from RefSeq and is a predicted model, not a curated record. Lineage: Eukaryota; Metazoa; Arthropoda; Insecta; Diptera; Syrphidae. The coding region runs from base 137 to 2572 and encodes 811 amino acids.